UACAGUGCUGUGCAGCUGUCGAGCGACGGUCGAUCGAACGGUGUGUUUGUCCUCUCUCGUUGGGAAAAGGAGGCGAAGGCAGUUUGUGCCCAGGAUAAUAAAAAACGGUUUUCCGGGAAUAAGUCAAGGCGCGUUGAGUUGAGCGUGCGAUGUGUAUGUGAUUUAUGCGUGGCGAGAGAGUAAUGAAAUGCGUGGAUAGUUAUCGUGCGGGGUUGCAGCGCUGUAGGCCUAUCGACGCGGUGGUCUCCUAAUUAUGAAUACGUCUCACUGGACCCUGUCAACAGUGCCAUAAACUGCGCUCUUUUUUGGCGGUUGUUGUUGGUGAUUUAGUGCAGAGAUAAGUUUUUUUUUUGUCGAGGAUUACGCGAGGUGAAGAGUGUAGAGAAGGAGGCGAAUUGGGAGUGAGAAUACCCAAAGGACUACGGGGCAGUGCGGCGCGUUGAAGUGAACUGUGCGGCACGUGCUUUUUAUAACGUGGAAAUCAGGUGCUGAGGCAUUAGCAUUACAAAGGAGGAGCAGUUUGGCUACUCGUGCGAAGGAUGUUAUACAAAUUCGACAUUUCACAGGCCAUUUAAGCUGUGAGUGGUGGGUGGGUGUGAUUUCAGUGCAGGGUCGUGAAAAAUCGUGAAUGAUUAUCACAUGAUAGUGGUGGUCAGUGGUCAGCAUUAUCCCACGAGUUGAACAUGUCGGAAUAAAUUUAUGGAUUAAUUCCGACAGAGACGACAUUUUAAUUAAGGCUGAGUUGGACUCGGUACAGGUCGGUUUCGGAACGACCCACAAGGGACUAAUUCUCGGUGUAUCAUCUACCCUCCGGAAAGCAGAGCAUCGAAAGGGCACCAACAAGACGGAAAAAUUGAAGGAAAGCCGCUCAUUUUUCUUCCUCAACGUCGACGUCGUCUCCAACGACGACGUAGACGUGCAGCUUAAGUGAGUGGAAAAACGCUUUGGGUCAGGGAGAUUGCUGGCAUCCUUGGUGGAGCCACAGAGUAAAAAAAAAAUAGAACCUGACUGAGUGAAGCUGAUAAUUGAGUUUUGCUCUCGCGUAGACCGGAAAUUUGUGAACACAGCAAUUUAGACGAAAUAUUUGCACUGCCCUACUCGAAUGCAAACACAGCGCAGCGUUUUCACACACCCACGCUCCAUCGAGGGAGGUGCAAAAAAAAAUCCCAGUGAUAGUGAAGUGAGAAAACCGAUUUUCCCCCACGGAAGAGAAAUCAAUUACCAAAUAUUUUUUGAAAACCGAUUUCCCAUCAAAACUUCUCCCUCUACAACUACGAAAAUAAACCAUACCGAGUAAGUGUGAGGCAAAGCAAAUAAACAUCACCUAGCUGAAGAGAGCGAAUCGAAUACAUGUGAAAAAAUAAAGUGAAACCGGGGGUAAAAAGUGCACCGGAAAUUGGUUCUAGUAAUUGAAUUUGUCUGUUGCUAGAAGGGAAAAAAAAUCCAGCGGACAUGUUCCCAAGCGAUUGUGUUGAAAGUUGAGCCAGAUUUCAAAUAUAGAUGUUUUUCCGGGUGGCAAGUAUAGCAGUCAUAGUGCGUGAUUUAGUGCGACUCACCCAGACAGCAUUCCGACUAAAUCGACUGGAAAAAUACCUGAAAGAUUUAUAGCUGGAUAACGAAAUCCCCCACCAACCAGCCGGCCUGCAGUGGGGUGGAAAAAUUUUUCACUGCGUCCCACCGAAGGGUAUCACAAUUGGAAAAAAGCGCCAGCUUCAAUUACCCCGCAGAAGCCAGAUGCGGUGCCGCAAUCUGGCUCUCAAAUCCUAGGUGUGCGGGAUCCAAGAAAUGCUGCUGCUGCUUCUGCUGUUGGAGUGGUCGGAAUCAGUGCUCCCACCCCGGUACCGGGUAUAACAACAAAACUGGAAUAAUAAUUAAAUUUCGUCUGUUUUUCUGUGUUGCGGAGAUUCCGGUGCAGAGCAGCUCAUAUGUGUGGUAUCAUCAUCUCGAGCAGCAGCAGUAGUGGAACAUCCGGACUAGCAGCAGUACUAGCACCGGCAACAAGAACAAGGAUAUCCGAUCCAGCGGAGCCAACGCUUUCCCCCAUCCGCUGUGGAGCCACGACAAUGCCGACGAUGACGACGGAGGAAACGAAGAAAAGGCUAAAAAUGAGGAAAAAUAUGAGAUCGAUGACGUGUUUCGUGAUAUUUCUGCUAGUUUUCAUCAUGAAUUAUGGAUUAUGCAGCGGGCGCCCGGAGCCGUACAUCUCGACCAUGGACAUCGACGGACCGACGGUGGCACCAAAAUUUAUGACCCGGGGCCACCUGUACAAGGCCAUCAUCGGCGACUCGAUCGAGCUGCCGUGCAAAGUGAAAGACCUCGGUUCCUACGUGCUGCUGUGGCGCCGGGGCACAUCGGUCCUGACGGCGGCGAGCCUAAUGGUGACACGUGAUCCCCGCUUCAAGCUGGUCGAGGGCUACAACUUGCAGAUAGCGAACGUGAAAAUUCAGGACGCCGGCGAUUAUAUUUGCCAGAUCGGCGAUAACGAGAGCCGAGACCAGGUGCACACGCUGGAAAUUCUCGUGCCUCCGACGAUACGAGUGGUGCCCCAGAACCGACAAAUCACAGCCCGGAAGGGUAGCACCGUGACGCUCGAGUGCAAAGCUUCGGGAAAUCCGGUGCCCGCCAUCUAUUGGCAUAAAAAGGAUUCAUUCGCUGGUGCAUCACAUCUGUCGGAGAGUCCGUCGCUGAUACUGGAACGUGUCGAUCGGCACCACGCCGGAAUUUACCAGUGCACGGCGGACAACGGCGUCCGGGAAGCGAUGCACGCCGACAUGGAAGUAACGGUGCUCUCUCCGCCGGACAUCACAGUGGAGAAAACCUGGGUGCACGCGAGCGAAGGCUUCGACAUCGAUCUGAUGUGCACGGUGCACGGCGAUGUGAACUCCGAGAUGCUGUGGUAUCAGAACUCCUUCCUGUUGGACCCCACCGAUCGCCGGUCCAUGUUCUCCAAGGGCGACAAGUACACGCUGAACAUUCGCAACUUUCAGCAGUCCGACUUUGGUAACUACAGCUGCGUGGCAGACAACGCCCUCGGUCGAACGAAAAAGUACAUCGAAGUGUCGGGCCGACCCGGUCCGGCUAACUUCCUCUCGCCGGCCUACAGCAACCAUCUCGAUCGCUACAAUCUCACCUAUACGAUCGAAUCGAUACCACCGCUGGACGAGAUAAAGCUACUGUACCGGAAGCUAAUGAUGAACGAAACAUAUCAACAUCCGGGCAGCUGGGAGGACACGAUUCUAGUGCCAACAUUAACCCGCUCCGAUCCGACGCAUUUUAUUAUGUCACAUGUGAUAAAAGGAUUAUCGCCUAACUCGGUCUACGAGGUGAUGAUUCAGGCGCGGAACGCCCAUGGCUGGAAUGAGAUCAGCGACAUCCAUCAGUUCUACACGCGCAACUACGAGGUGCGGAUGGACGAACUGGAAUUCGUGAUGAGUUCGAUCUCCAACAGCGGUGCCAUCCGGUUGCUGGUUGCGGGCGGUUCGACGGUCAUAAUUAAUUUACUCGCAAUUAUCGCUGCCUUGGCCGGGCGGCUGGCGGCGCAUUAAUUAUUUAACCGAUGAUCCGCUAGAACGCGCACACGCCGCUCCGUCCGGAAAUCGCCGAUUGUCUUGCUCCACAGGCCGCACCCGCACCGCAAUAGUGUGGCCGGAGGCAGUUUUCUGGCACGGGAAAUGGAAGCGAGGUAAGUCAUCGAA
Messenger RNA from Ochlerotatus camptorhynchus, 3695 nucleotides. Its product is annotated as roundabout homolog 1-like. Gene Ontology annotation, molecular function: protein binding; axon guidance receptor activity. Gene Ontology annotation, biological process: homophilic cell-cell adhesion; synapse organization. The coding region runs from base 1926 to 3545 and encodes 539 amino acids. Gene Ontology annotation, cellular component: neuronal cell body; plasma membrane; axon. The record is from RefSeq and is a predicted model, not a curated record. NCBI's taxonomy places the organism in Eukaryota, Metazoa, Arthropoda, Insecta, Diptera, Culicidae. The transcript is spliced from 11 exons.